Molecule: messenger RNA, 813 nt
Organism: Chlorella variabilis
Lineage: Eukaryota; Viridiplantae; Chlorophyta; Trebouxiophyceae; Chlorellales; Chlorellaceae
Exons: 4
Molecular function (GO): glutaminyl-peptide cyclotransferase activity
Source: RefSeq, a predicted model, not a curated record
CGUGUGUUCAAUUUCAAGGUGGUCAAGGAGUUCCCGCACGACCCGGCGGCCUUCACCCAAGGCUUGCAAGAUAUACUGUGGGAGUCCACCGGCAUGAAUGGCAGGUCGACUGUUCGUGAGGUGGAGCUCAAGAGCGGCAAGGUGCUGCGCAGCAAGAAGCUGCCAAAGGAGGACUUUGGAGAAGGUGUGACGCGGCACGGCGACAGGCUGUACCAGAUAACGUGGAUGUCGCCCCGCACCUGGAGCUACGCCGUGAGCGACUUUGACGAUGUGCAGCAGCUGGAGACGCCGCUGGCCGACGGCUGGGGCAUCACCAGCGACGGCACGCACCUGGUGGUGGGCGACUCCAGUGAGCGCCUGACGUGGGUGGACCCGGCGGCGGGGAUGAAGCGCGUGCGCCAGGUGGCGGUCAAGGAUGCGGGCACGCCGGUGCCAUGGCUGAAUGAGCUGGAGUUUGUGGAGGGGCUGGUGUGGGCCAACAUCUGGCACACCGACUGCAUCGCCCAGAUAGACCCUGAGAGCGGCGAGGUGGUGGGCUGGGUGCUGCUGGGCAGCCUGCGGCGGAGAGCGGAGGAUGCGGCGGCGGCCGACGCGUCGGCGGCGGGCAAGCGGGCGCAGCCGCUCGACAGGGAGGCUGUGCUCAACGGCAUUGCCUACGAUGCAGAGCAGCAGCGGCUGUUCCUCACGGGCAAGCUGUGGCCGCGCAUCUACCAAGUGGAGCUGCAGGAGGUAGAGGGGGCCCAGGGGGUGGCCAACCUGCAGCGAGCGCGGCAGCACUGCAUCAUGCGCGGCAACAUGCAAGCCGGGCGGUGA